UAGGAUUCCUUUGGUCUUGUACGCAUUCGCGCACGCACACGCGUCAGUGUGUCAUCGGCCUUAGCCAGUUGGAAGGACAAAAACAGAGAAAAACAAAAUAGAAGCAUCAAUCCAAACUUAUUCAAUCAAGUGUUCAAGUAUUUUGCGAUUUUAAUCAAGUUAUACGUGAUCUCGUAGGUACAGACCUUAUUUUUAAGAAAAUAGACGAAAAAUGACAUCCAGAGAAAUCAAGGAGGAAUUUACGGAGGUGGAAUCAGCUAAUGAUAACCCUCAUACAAUUUGUCGACUAUGUAUGAGCGAAGAGUUGCUUGAAGAUGUAUUCAAGGAAAACGGGGUCUGUCAAUGGAUUUCGUAUUAUUUGUCGAUUAUGAUAUCCACCGAUGACGUCUUGAGUCAUGUAAUUUGUACGAUUUGUCGAAUAAGGUUGGUUGAAUUUCAUCAGUUCCGAUUGCGUUGCCAGGAAGUGCAGACCGUACUGAAAGCUAAGCUCCCUAAAGAAGCUGCUAAGGGUUUAAAAGCAAGGAGAGAUAAACCAAGCAUAGCAUCUACCCAGUGUUUCAUAUGUAAGAAACAGUUCAACGACAAAAAAGCGUUAUGGAAUCACCGCAGGAUGCACAAACCUAAGAAACAUAUGUGCACAAGUUGUGACAAAUCCUUUGCCUUACGCUCAGCCCUGAUACGCCAUAUGCAGACUCAUGAGAACGAAAGGUUUAGGAAGCAAAUGGAAAUCUGGAAUAGUCUGGCAAAUACGGCAAACGAAUCCGAUCCUCUUCGAUGCAAAAUAUGUCAGAUAAAGUUUUUGACCGAGCAGAAAUAUAUUAUCCACCAGAAGCACGUACAUGGACCAAACAGACAUGUUUGUGAUGUCUGUAAUUUUAAAUGUUCGAUGAAAUGCGAUCUAUAUUCCCAUUUUCGAACUACUGCACACUUGAGAAAAAUUGGAAAAUUACCGAGUACUGAUACUCAAGUUACGACACCUGACAUGAACAUCAGAUCUAUUGGUUCAACACGUGUUCAAGAGAUACAAGAAAUGUGUGAAGACAGCGAUUUAAGAAGUAUUAUCGGAAGACCACAUAGCCAGAACGGAGAUGAUGACCAGAGUGCAGUUGAAGAAACAUCUUUUUCUUCAUGAUUUGGAACAAGAUACUGUGAAUAUGUUUCAUUGCGAAAUAUGCCAAAGGACAUUCGACAGCAAACGUAAACUGACAGAACACAAGAAACAUAUGCAUAAAG
This is a messenger RNA of Armigeres subalbatus, 1233 nucleotides long. Its product is annotated as zinc finger protein Xfin-like. Gene Ontology annotation, cellular component: chromosome; nucleus. NCBI's taxonomy places the organism in Eukaryota, Metazoa, Arthropoda, Insecta, Diptera, Culicidae. Gene Ontology annotation, biological process: regulation of transcription by RNA polymerase II. The transcript has 5 exons. Gene Ontology annotation, molecular function: chromatin insulator sequence binding; zinc ion binding. Bases 212 to 1132 code for a protein of 306 amino acids. The record is from RefSeq and is a predicted model, not a curated record.